Messenger RNA from Nestor notabilis (Kea), 751 nucleotides. It is a transcript of the gene CD40, whose product is annotated as CD40 molecule, TNF receptor superfamily member 5. Gene Ontology annotation, biological process: CD40 signaling pathway; response to type II interferon; positive regulation of blood vessel endothelial cell migration. The record is from RefSeq and is a predicted model, not a curated record. NCBI's taxonomy places the organism in Eukaryota, Metazoa, Chordata, Aves, Psittaciformes, Psittacidae. The annotation marks the transcript as partial. Gene Ontology annotation, molecular function: antigen binding; protein binding; signaling receptor activity. The transcript is spliced from 7 exons. Gene Ontology annotation, cellular component: CD40 receptor complex; external side of plasma membrane.
UGCUGGGAGGCUGGUGAUGCUGUCAGAUGCCUUGACAAGCAGUAUGAAUACAGAGACAGGUGCUGCAACCGAUGUCGGCCAGGGGAAAAGCUGGUCUCUGAAUGCAGUGGUACAGAGGACUCUGUCUGCACCCCCUGCGAGAGCGGCCACUACCAGCAGAGCUGGACCAAGGAGAGGCACUGUGCCCCCCACGAUAUCUGUGAAGACAACACUGGCCUCAUCGUGAAGACACACGGCAACGCGACGCACAACACAGUGUGCCAGUGCCGGGCUGGCAUGCACUGCUCCGACACCAGCUGCCAGACGUGCGUGGAGAACCAGCCCUGCCCGCACGGCUUUGGCUUCAUGGCAGCCAAAGCCAUGGCCCGGAUGUCAUCCCCAUGUGAGCCCUGUGCAGAAGGCACCUUCUCCAAUGUCUCUUCCAAAACUGAGCCAUGCCAUCCCUGGACAAGCUGUGAAGAAAAGGGGCUGAUGGUGAAGGUGAAAGGGACCAACACUUCAGAUGUGAUCUGCGAGUCGGGCAGGCGCUCCUCGCUCUCAGUGCUCAUCCCUGUCGCUGCUAUGGUUGUCACGUGCCUCGUGGGCAUCUUCAUCUACUACUACCUGGUGCACAGGGCUGGGAGACCUGAAGAGAACCUGGAGACACAUCAGCCCACGGAGGAGUGGGAGGAUCCCUUCCCUGUGCAGGAGACGCUGCUCAGGGGCCAGCCCGUGGCACAGGAGGACGGCAAGGAGAGCCGCAUCGCCGAGC